AUGGACAACGGACUGAUACGAUCGCAGAAAUGCAUAAAAAAGUUCAAGACCCCGAAGGAAUCGAGUUAUCAGCUGCUGCUGAGGCAGGAGCAGCGCCAGCUGUGCCAGACGACCCCGCUGAACUGCGUGUCGCUGCGCGAGAGCUACAAGUGCGACGAGUGCGACCGGACGUUCCGCAAGCGCGACUACUUCCUGCUGCACAGGGAGGUGGUGCACCAUCAGCGCGACAAGAUACCGCGCAACUACGAGUGCCGGCUGUGCAACAAGCGCUUCAGCCUGCGCAGCCUGGCGGCGGACCACUUCGACAAGGCGCAUCGCGGCACCAAGAGGCACAAGUGCGAGGUCUGCGCCAAGACCUUCCAGACGAUGGGCGGCCUGAAGCUACAUCUGUAUCAGGCCCAUCUCAAGCAGUACAAGUGCAGGCAGUGCAAGCAGGUGCUGAAGAUCGAGCAGGCGGACGAGCACAGCAAGAUCGAGUGCUCGGCCAUGAGGAAGCUCAAGAGUUUGCGAAAGAGAUCCGUGAAGGGCGGCUGA
Trichogramma pretiosum is the source of this 534-nucleotide messenger RNA. RefSeq names its product zinc finger protein 888-like. The transcript has a single exon. Bases 1 to 534 code for a protein of 177 amino acids. Gene Ontology annotation, biological process: regulation of transcription by RNA polymerase II. The record is from RefSeq and is a predicted model, not a curated record. Gene Ontology annotation, cellular component: nucleus. Gene Ontology annotation, molecular function: DNA-binding transcription factor activity, RNA polymerase II-specific; RNA polymerase II transcription regulatory region sequence-specific DNA binding. NCBI's taxonomy places the organism in Eukaryota, Metazoa, Arthropoda, Insecta, Hymenoptera, Trichogrammatidae.